GGGUGUGCCCUGGACCACCACCACACCGGUUGCUCUCCUACAUACAAUGACUCGUACUUUGAAGCGUCUUCGGCAACCAGAAGAAGCAGCAGUGGUUCUUUCAGAGUUCACACAAGAUGCCCACGCUGCCAAAAAGCUCAAGCUUUUAGAAGAACACAGGAUAGAAUCUCCCUAUCCCUUAUUUACCCGUCCAACGAUCGAAGAAGCGCGUGCAGUGCACGCCCUUCUCGCGGCGAACACCCCAGGGGGUGCGCCUACUGUUCACUCAGAGCCAAAUGACACCACGACUAACUCUGGCAGCGCAACAUCCAAGUCUGUGUCGUGUACCGGCAGUAGCGCCCUUCCGAAUGUCCUCGACUCUGUCAUCGGAACGAUCCUUUCCCAAAGUACCUCCUCCCAGAACUAUACACGAGCGAAAUGCUCUCUUGAUGCAGAGUUUGGAACUGGCGAACCAGCAUUCGAACGGAUGGUCAACGCCGACGUAGGACAGAUCACACAGGCCAUCAAGUGCGGCGGACUAGCCAAUAAGAAAGCGAGCACGAUUCAAACACUAUUGCGAAGUGUCAAAGCGAAACACGGCAAAUGCGACCUGCAGCACUUACACAACAACGAGAUACCAAACGACGAUGCUAUGCACGAGCUCAUAUCCUACAAGGGUGUGGGUCCCAAAACGGCCGCGUGUGUCCUGUCAUUUUGUUUAGGCAGACAAGCAUUCGCGGUGGAUACGCACGUGUUUAGGUUGACGAGAAUGCUCGGGUGGGUGCCGGAAAGCUCCAAUCCGGUUGAUGCACAGUCCCAUCUGGAGUUGAGGAUUCCAUCGGAGCUCAAGUAUGGGUUACAUGUGAUGAUGGUGAGGCAUGGAAGGACGUGUCGUGGAUGUAGGAAUGGAGGGAGGGGUCCUUGUCCCUUAAAAGCUUGGCUUCGGAAGAGGAACUCGUAAUGAGGAGAAGGGGGCGGCCCAGCCAAAGUGGAGGUUGUGAUGGAAUCCGCAGUUGCGGCACUAGAGGAGUCACAUGCUGGGGAAGCCAUUGGCCGUGAUCUGGUUGGCUCUGCACGUACAUCAUUUCAUGUCAGUCAUUGAACUGUCGUUCCUUGCUCCAGGUUUUAAUGCUUUUACCGUCGGCGCGCACUAUGAACAUUGACUCCAGGUUUGCGUCGCACCAGCACUUUAAGCGG
This is a messenger RNA of Pisolithus orientalis, 1176 nucleotides long. RefSeq names its product DNA glycosylase. The transcript has 2 exons. The record is from RefSeq and is a predicted model, not a curated record. NCBI's taxonomy places the organism in Eukaryota, Fungi, Basidiomycota, Agaricomycetes, Boletales, Pisolithaceae. Gene Ontology annotation, biological process: base-excision repair. Gene Ontology annotation, molecular function: catalytic activity. The coding region runs from base 47 to 940 and encodes 297 amino acids.